Elgaria multicarinata webbii is the source of this 4415-nucleotide messenger RNA. It is a transcript of the gene ALPK1, whose product is annotated as alpha kinase 1. Gene Ontology annotation, molecular function: monosaccharide binding; ATP binding; protein serine/threonine kinase activity. Gene Ontology annotation, biological process: protein phosphorylation; cytoplasmic pattern recognition receptor signaling pathway; innate immune response. The transcript has 14 exons. Gene Ontology annotation, cellular component: cilium. Bases 78 to 3833 code for a protein of 1251 amino acids. The record is from RefSeq and is a predicted model, not a curated record. Lineage: Eukaryota; Metazoa; Chordata; Lepidosauria; Squamata; Anguidae.
UUGAUCGCUGCACACCCAGAGACACACAAACACUCUUUGCCCCAGCCUGGAUUCUCAGCAGAGUGGGAGCAAGCAUCAUGAAUAAUAGAAAAAUGGUGACCAAUCUGUUGCAAGAAUGUAAGCAAAUGCUGGAUCAGAUCUCACCAGAGAUGGAGGCCCAGUCCAAGGGAGACGAGAACAAGCAUCAGCAACACAGAGCUUUGCUCCCUGAAGAUUUGAGGACCCUCAUCAAAGAGGCAAAGGAAAUGAAGUGGCCCUUCGUGCCAGAAAGGUGGCAAUACAAACAAGCCCUAGACCUCGAAGACAAAACAAACCUGCAAGAUAUGAUCAAUGCAAGGCUGCACGAGUUACUGGUUGGUUUGAAAGCUUCCAUUGCUGUCAGGGACUAUGUGACAGCCGCUGCCAUUGUCUUCCUGAUUGACCGAUUCUUAUAUUGGGUGGAUGGCUCCAUCCAGCUCCUUCAGAUUGCCAAAAGGCUGCACAAGCUUCAGCCUAGAACACCGAUUGCCCCUCAGCUGGUGAUUCGCCAAGCUCGGGUCUCUUUAAAUUCAGGGAAACUAUUAAAGGCUGAAUAUAUCCUUAGCAGUCUUAUUAACGACAAUGGAGCAACAGGUGUGUGGAAGUAUACAGAAGAAAGUGACAGAAUCCUUGUUCAGUCAGUCUGUAUACAGAUCAGAGGACAGAUUCUACAGAAAUUGGGGAUGUGGUAUGAAGCAGCAGAGCUGAUCUGGGCCUCAAUUUUGGGUUAUUUCACACUUCCACAACCAGAUAAAAAGGGGAUUGCUACCUCAUUGGGUAUUUUGGCAGACAUCUUUGUAUCCAUGAGUGAACAUGAUUACGACCGUUUCAAAAACAACUCUCAGUUUUUUAACCUGAACCUUCUUAAACACUCUGGCCAUCGUUUGCUUUCAGCUGCUGAAGCUUGCAAACUGGCAUCUGUCUUCAGCCAGUUCACACCAUUGUUUGUACUCACAGCAGUGAACAUCCGAGGUACAUGUUUGCUGUCUUACAGCUAUUCGAGCAAAUGUCCUUCAGAAAAGCAAAGGUUUUAUUUGUCUGAAGCAAAGGAAUCCUUUGAAAUUGGUAUCCUUAGUAAGAAGGAUAAAGAACCAGUCACCAGCAAACAGGAACUCCACAGUUUUAUCAAGGCAGCUUUCUGCCUUACAAAAGUGCAUCAGCGGCUUUAUGGAGAGAGCAAGAAACUUAAUCAAGUGAGCCAGUUGUGCCAGGAAGCCUUGGAGAAGCUGUAUGCUUAUAGUCAUUUGCCACGUACUAAAGAGCAAGACAAUGAACAGCUUGCCAAGGAUAUUAUGUGCCUGGUCAUGUCUGUUAAGGAGCAAUUGCAAGUGCAGAUUUUUUCUAACUCAGAUGCCAAAUCUUACAUUCCAGAUAGCUACAAAAUGGAUAUUGAAAAGCAGAUUGUGAAUGGUGAACAGAGCUUUGAGGAAGUCCUCAAAAUACAUUCCCAGCAUCACAAAGCCAUCUGUGACGUUUUUGAAAGUGCUUGCAAGAGCCAUAACAUGAGGCCAGGAGAAGGCAAAAUAGGAGCCUGUAUCACAGCUUUGAAAACUGAAACCAGAAAUAUGGACACUGCAUGUAUGACUGAAGAAAGAUCACACCGUAGGAAAGAUACUGUGCAGUUCUCUGUUUCCCAAGAGGCAAAGAAAAGUCCAGAGGGGCUUAAAGACCAAGUGCAAAAGAAAUUAAGCCAUGUUGCUAUGUUGAAUGGUUCCACUGAUGAAGAGACAGAAAGUGAACCUUCAGAAAGGGGUGAAAGCAAAGCUGAUGGCCUGCGAACCAGUUCUCAAAACAGGAGUGAAACUUCUAGUUCACUGAGAUCUUGGAGCAAAGUGUCCAAAUUGAGUUCCUCUGCUAGUUGGGAAGAGAUUGACUGCAAUGAAAAUGGCCUGCCCCAAGAUAAGGUGCAUAAAACAAAGAGCACCACAGGUGAAGAGCAAGAUCGCUCUGUAGCUGUGACUGAAGAUGUCAAAGGAAAUGUUCAAGAGUGUGAUCUUGGCUUGUUGUCUUCCAAAACGCAUCAGCUCUCUCUUCAAGAAGCUCAAAGUGACGCUAUAUGUCCACUGAAGCAUCCCUUUCAUAAUAAUAUAACUUUGACUAAUAGGCUAGCAGAAUCAUACCCAAAUUUCAAAGAGGGGCAUUUGGAAGGCACAGAGGAUGCUUUAAAACAGUCACUCAGGGAAGCUAGUAGCACUAACUCCAGAAAUAGUAAAGGCCCUUCAAGUAACGGUCCUUCUGAACAACAUUCAUUUGGAAUUAUUGUCUCCUCUACAGAAAUGGAUUCCAGGACCAAGGACAGCACCAAGAAUCCCAAUGCUAUUUCUUACCCUAAUCAGUGCAACAUUAGGAAUGGAAACCCUGGAAACCCUGAAAGCUGCAAACAACUUACAGAACCAAUACCUAGAAAUCUUGGGCCAUUGGUCGAUCCAGAAGGAGAAACUCUAGACACAACUGAAGAUGCACAAAUAAACCCACACCUACCUGAUGAAAGGAUGUCACCUGCUUCCAUAAACAGCAGCAUGCUAAGUCCAGAGCGUGAUCAUUUUGUACAAAAUUGGAUUAAUGAAUCGAUUGCUAUGAUGCCUCCAAGAGGAUCCUCUGAAAUACCCGAAGUUGACCCACAAGCAGAAACAGUAGAUGAUGGGGAAUUUGCUCUUGAUAGUGAAAGGAAAGAAGUAAAUCUCCUUGCUGACAUGGGCCUAAUGAGAGAUCAACAAAAAUGCAGGCCUGAGACCACCAAUUUUCCUUCAAGGACAGACAACAAGUCAUUAGCCAAUCAAUCUAGUGAUUGUACUACAACUGAAGACGAUGAAGCUGAAAAGCUAGGGAACAUUUUGAACAGGACACAUAGCUCAAGCUCUUCACUAAAGUCGUGGUACAAAGGGUCCCAUUUUUCUAGCAGUUUUUCUGAGCUGGGGAGUCCCUCAUUUUUGAACUCUAGUGGGAGCUCUUUUGUCUUUAUGAGUAGGACCAAAGAACAGACCCUACAAGCUCGCACCCUGAGCGACGAUGACUAUGGCAGGCUUUUAGCAGGUGUAGAACAUACCUGGCUAGUAGAGAGGAUGAAGAAUACAGGGCUCUUUAAGCCAAACCUGCUCCGUAAAGCACACUCCGCUCUCCUUUUGAAAUACUCUAAGAGAUCUGGGCUUUGGACAGCUCAGGAAACAGCUGUAUAUAUCAGAGACUACCUGAGUGUGGCAAAGAAAGGCAAACAAAGGAAUGCGUUUUGGAUACACUUUCUGCACCAAGAAGAGACGCUGGGAAGGUAUGUUGGGAAAGAGUACAAAGAAGAGAAGGAGCUUCUUCACCAUUUCAUUGACGUGGAGCGGCAAAUGACUGCCCAGUACUACGUGACGGAAUUCAACAAAAGGCUGUACGAGCAAAAAAUCCAGACGCAAAUCUUUUACAUCCCAUCGGUGGUACUCUUGAUACUAGAAGGCAAGUCUGUUCAAGGAUGUAUAACGGUGGAGCCUUACAUUCUGGGGGAAUUUGUAAAGUUAUCCAAUAACACCAAAGUAGUAAAACUGGAAUACAAAGCCACAGAAUAUGGACUUGCUUAUGGCCACUUCUGCUACGAGUUUUCCCAAGGCAGAGAUGUGGUGGUUGAUUUACAAGGCUGGGUGACCGGUAAUGGAAAAGGCCUCAUUUACCUCACCGAUCCGCAGAUCCAUUCCAUCUCUCAGAAGGAGGCAUCAUGCCUUACAAACUUUGGGAAGAAAGGGAUUCACUAUUUCUUCAACAAUCAGCACACAAAAUGCAAUGAAAUCUGCCAUCGUUUGUCAUUGACAAGACCUGCGGUAGAGAACCCAAACUGACUUUGGAUCAAAGCUUGUAAUUCAUGGAUGUGACCUCCCUGGACUUCUGUCAGCCGCCACCUGGGGAAUGGGAAAGAAGCAAAAGUGGAAUUAUGCCACUGCACUUCGUAAGCGUUCAUUGGGGAAUAUUCGAAUGUCACAGAUGACAGUGCUGUUCCUGCUCUAAAGCUCAGUACUACGGGACAUUCUCCUGCACAAGACCCAUUGCAAUGAAUGGAGCUACACACAAGCAAUAGCUCUUGUAUCAUUCCCAUUUCUUCCGGAGUGGCUGGUGUACAAGAACUUCCCAGUGGAUAGUGCCCCAAGACAUUUUUUUUCUCUAUUAAAAGGAGAAAAAGUGCAGCUUACCCCAAUGUUAAACAAUGGUGGGAUCUCUGCUAUAGACCAGACAUCUGUUUUAUACCACCCUGUCAUUUGGAUUUCUUUUGAGCAGAUCUAAAGGCCAUUUCACAUGACCUUGGAUCCCAGCCAAAAUGUGAGUCGACAAUUUGCAGAUUGGGUGUGUGUGCAGAGAAACAGUUGUGUGAUGGCUUUACCAUGGACACAAUUCUCCUAAUAUUUCCAUUCAGAUCUCCAUUUUGC